Molecule: messenger RNA, 2635 nt
Organism: Symsagittifera roscoffensis
Lineage: Eukaryota; Metazoa; Xenacoelomorpha; Acoela; Convolutidae
Product: desmoplakin-like
Exons: 9
Coding region: 106-2535 (809 amino acids)
Source: RefSeq, a predicted model, not a curated record
CUUAUACUGUAUAUUAGUUUGCUCUGCGUGUUUUUGCGUUUUUAGCUGCAGUUAAGCAUUGAAAAGCAAGAUAAUUGACAAGUUUUUCAAAAAUUAGCUUUAAUUAUGUCUCAGUUUGCUUACGGUGCAUUGAGUCCAACCUACCAAAACUCCUCUACUGCUAUUGAAAACGAAAUCAGAGGUAUUUUGGGGAAGUAUGGACUCCUCAGAAACAACCAGAGGAAUGAAAGCCAGCCUAAUUUUGGAACAAGGCUGCCAUUUGGCGCUUUGCAGCCGAGUACCCUCGCGUUGCCCUUGAACUCCACUGAGCAUAGUCAUGAAGAUUUUCAUCUAAGCGCGUCAUUUAACUUUAACCCAAGAGGUCUAAGAAUGACGAGUUAUCCACAUGAAACUGAGAAAAGUCCAGGAUUCUCUGAAAGUGAAAACAUCAUGUCCCAAAUGGGCCGUCAACUGCCACUGCAAAUUCCAACGAGAUUCGAAAACUUAUCAUUUUGGCCUGAAACAAUCGACGAACGCGACGAAAAUGAUGAAAAUUUUGACGCACUCGAAGACUGUGAAUCUCAGAAAGAGUCCGAACCGCUGAGACCUCUACGCGUCGACGUAUCAAGCCAGAAAGAUCCCAACUUCGAGACGGUGAAUAAUAAGUCGCCUUCGGAUUCUUAUGAACACAAUUACGAGCACUUUUCGUCCAUUGAUAGAUCACUUAAGAGUCAGCCAAAAGAUGAAUUCAAAAAUGAUCCAGGUAAAGUUCAGAGUAACAAAACGGUUGAUGUUUAUUGUGGUUUGGUUGACGAAAUUGAUCAAAUGAUGCAAGAUUUCGAUCAGGGUAAAAACAUUCUAAGCUGGCCCAACGAAACAAAUUCAGGAUAUAACAAAAAACGACAUCUCGAGCAGUUUUUUGACCAACCGGAUUUUAAAAUUCCGUCCCAAAUCAAAAGAAACGCUCUUAAAUUGCCUCCGACACCUCGGAAGUCACAAAACACGGCCACUGAAAAAGACAAUGUCGAGUAUCAAAACUUACUAGUUCAAACCGAUUUAAAUAUACGAGAAAUCGCACGUCUGGAUAAUAAAAUAGCCGAGCUAGAAAAUAGGAACAGCAACCUUGAAGCGACGGUGGAGGACCUGGAAAAACUCGAGAGGAGGCUGAGAGAAGAAAACCAGAGGCUGGCAGAGGGGAGGGGGGAGGAGAAUGAAAGGGAAGUUGAAGCGAUCAGAAGUGACUUUGAGCUGAAAUUGGAAUCUAUGAAGUUGAACUGUGACAAGGAGCAUAAACAUCGCAUUUCGGAGCUGGAACACCUUGUGAACAAUCUAGGCGACGAGAACCUCUCCCUCCGGGAACAUCUUUCACGGUUGGCAGGGGAACUCGAAACCGUUCGGGAAAGUGUGAAAAAUGACAGAGCAGCCAGCGAACGACAAUUGGGAGAAGAGCGGGCUAAGAAAGAGGAGAGUGAGCGGGAGAGGGAGAGAUUGAGGGGAGAAGUCGAGAGGAUAGAGAAAGAACGGGAGGGGGAGAGGGUUGCGGCGGCUGAACGCGAGAAACAGAAGGAGGAGGAAGAGGAGAGGAAGAAAAAAGCAUCCAGGGUUCACUUCGAUGCCACGAAAGAAGAUGGAGAACAUACGGAGACAUUUGAGAACGAAGGCGAAGUGACUCGAGACAGCGAAGGGGUUGACGGCUGGUACUCCCAGAUUAAGGGGCCCCGAAAGUACAAGGGAUUACCAGAGAAAGAACAGAGGUCAAACACACAGUUUCAACCCCUUCCAAGUGCCAAAAACAAAAGCGGGAUAAAUCUAGCCUCCAAUCAGAAGCCAAAAGUUAACGAACUGAUGCCAAGCCUCGAACAAAAACAACGACUGCAAGAGGAACCCAGCAACAUUGCUGAUUUUGAUUCGGACUUUCACUUUCCGGGCGAUGAGUCGACAAAGACGCCAUGCGGCAGCAUCGACGACGAAUUGGGACAUUUGAAUGAGGGUAAGACGAAGGAAGAGCGGCUAAGGAAAAAACACGAGAAGCAGUUGGCGGAUCUGGAGGAAUAUUACGAGUCAGAAUUGCAGCAGCUGCAAAGUCAAAAAGACAGCCCUCAAAUGACACAACAAAUUCUGCGGGAGAAAGACGAGCAAAUAGCAAUGCUGACGAGAAAUCAAGAGCAAUUGAAUUUGGCCAAUGCCCGAGUGCAUCAGCUAAGCAUGGAGCUUGCAAAGUACCAAAGCGUCGCCUCACCACACACCCCCAUUCUCCAAACCCCUCCUCCCCCUGUCCAAAUGAUGGUGGGAGGAAACAGUGGUAUGGGCGGAGGAGUCCCGACAGAUCUGAUGAAGUAUUCACACCUGUCGUUGGCGGAACUGAAACAACUACACCAAGACAUACAAGUUAAACUGCAGACGCUGCGAAAUAAGCUGCAGCAUUUGCCCCCGGGAGGACAUCUUACCCCCCAAAACAAACGAGAGAGGCGGGAGUGGGCUGAAAAGGUUGAAGAGUUGGAACCAGAACUGAAAUUUAUCACGAAGCUACUCCGCAAAUUGGAGAAACAGCGAUAAAUUCUAUAAAGACAAGGUCACUAUUUACUGUGUAACUAUUUACAGAAUGCUCCGACCAUAGUUUUAGAAAAGAAAAUUGAAAGCGGUUUUGACUGUUCUU